Messenger RNA from Frieseomelitta varia, 1983 nucleotides. Its product is annotated as ionotropic receptor 21a-like. The coding region runs from base 89 to 1918 and encodes 609 amino acids. Lineage: Eukaryota; Metazoa; Arthropoda; Insecta; Hymenoptera; Apidae. Gene Ontology annotation, cellular component: membrane. Gene Ontology annotation, molecular function: glutamate-gated receptor activity. The transcript is spliced from 12 exons. The record is from RefSeq and is a predicted model, not a curated record.
AGGAUACUCUUCGCUACUCGUAGAGAAACACGUGUUUGCUCGUGGAAAGGAAUUCAAUAACAAGAGUGUUUCGUAACGAGUGAUCGAAAUGUUGAUUUUCAUGUUUAUGACAUCUGUUUCUUCAGCGAUAGCCGAUAAGAAUGAUAUUUUCGUAUCGAAAGGUAAAUCGUGGAUCGCUGACGAGAAUUUCAUAGAAAUCAUCAAGUCGUCGUUUACCUCUUCUAGAUGUUGCAACGUUUUUCUAACCGAUUGGACGGAAGAUUCGAGUGCAGUGUUCGAUCAAUUUAAAAACGUCUAUCCGUACGAUUAUCUCUUGGAAACGAGUAUGCACGAGUGCCAGGGAUUCUUUUUUCUGGGAUCGAGUGACGACGAUAUCAUGGAGUCUAUAAAAAAAAUACCUGUGCUACAGUGGGAUAUGGAAAUUCUGAUCAUGGUGAAUAAUAAUACUUCCAGUGAUUCUUGCUUAUUUAACAAUUCUGCAUACGGAAUCGCAAAUAUAAAUAUUGUCUCUGUAUCGGGAAUGUGGAAACUGUCGGAGAACUACGUAAGACCGCGAGUCUUUACUAAAAUAGACAGUUACGAAGGAAUGCAAAUAAAGAACGUGCCGAUAAACUUUCAAAAUAAAGAGUUACAAGUAUGCAGCAUUUUUAGUCCACCGAUGACGUAUCUAAAUCAUACGAUCCAGAUGAUAAUAAACGGAAUAGAAGCAGAUGUGUACACGAUGGACGAUGAGUUGGACUGGGAUGGCGUGGAAAUGAAAUUGUUCUUAAUAAUAGCGGAAAAAUUGAAUUUUACGUGGACCAUAAGGAAACCAGAGGGGAAUUACACAUAUGGCCAACGAAUCAACGACACAUAUUGGAUGGGCGGCCUGAUACAAAUGAUGCGUGAGCAAAAGAUAGAUAUGGCAUUCGCCAGUAUUUGGCUAACGUUGGAUCAAUACAAAUUUGUGAACCUAUCCGAAUCAUGGUAUCAGAUAUACAUACAUUUUUUAGUACCUCGUCCUCAUCGAACCACGAGCUUUUGGGCGCUCAGUAGACCAUUCUCGGAAGAAAUUUGGUACUUGCUCUUAUCUGCAUUUCUCUUACAUGGCCUCUAUACUUACAUUCGUGCUUGGAUCGAUCCGAAAUUUCCAAAACAAUAUCGGAAUUUCUUAGUUGCCCUGACCGAUCUAAUCGGCUAUUUCUUAAGCAGCUCGGUGCCGAAAACGACGCGAAAGAAGACCAACAAACUGCAGAUUCUUCUCUGGCAGACCGCAGGCUGGUUAAUAAUUACAGCUUAUUCCAGUAGUCUCGCGGCGAGACUUGCGAGUUCCGAGUACGAGAGCAGAAUCGAUACGCUCGAGCAAUUUUCCAAGGCGAAUUUGCAGUGGGGACUAGCAAGGGAACUGCCACCGUUUGACGAUUACUUCGACAUGACGAAUCCACUCUCGACGAAACUACGGAGCAGAUUUCAUUAUAUAAAGAACUAUACGCAAUUGAAGCAGCUUAUUCGACGAGGUAAUUACGCAAUUCUAGGGAAAGUAAUGGAUGACAGUUUUGUUCCAAUGGGUUAUUUAUCAAACGAAGAUUUGAAGAAUUACAGAUUGAUGAGACAGCCUGUGGGACAGUUUUAUGCUGCUUUUGCGGUUCAACCAUGGCUUCUAAGACCCAUAAACGAGAUAAUACUCAGGUUAAGAGAGACUGGGAUAAUCAUUGGGCAUUUACGUGAUGUCAUCCGUAGACGAGACAGUUACAACCUUCGCGAGGUAACUGUAGAGCACGACCGGUACGACGGAAGCAUUCAAGUUCUCGGAUUGAUGCCACUCGGCGCUGGAUUUUUUUUGCUGUUUGUUGGCUCGUUGAUAGCCAGCAUGACGUUUUAUUUGGAGUUGAGACGCGCUACAGAUCUAUGUCCAAAGUCUUUUGCGAAAUAUCAGUAACAUGGUUUCAGUCGCGCACUAUUUUAUCAAAUGAAUGAUCUUCGCGUUUUUUUUUUUAAGAAAAG